Gordionus sp. m RMFG-2023 is the source of this 3689-nucleotide messenger RNA. RefSeq lists its product as uncharacterized. Bases 1 to 3663 code for a protein of 1220 amino acids. The record is from RefSeq and is a predicted model, not a curated record. Gene Ontology annotation, biological process: tissue development; animal organ morphogenesis. The transcript has 7 exons. Lineage: Eukaryota; Metazoa; Nematomorpha; Gordioida; Chordodea; Parachordodidae. Gene Ontology annotation, molecular function: protein binding.
AUGGAUUUCAAAUAUGAACUCCCGUUUUCGGAUACUGCAAUACAACAUAAGCUUAAUGUUAAUAGUAAACGUUUUCCUAUGCUAAUCGACCUUAUUAUAAAUUGGCAACCUUUAGCGAAAUUAGCAUCCUUCGUCAAUUCCGUAAAUUCUUUUUUCGCAAUAAUUACUAUAUUAACGGUUUUCAACAUUACCCCUACUAUUGCGCUUAAACAUAAUCCCGUCCACACACACCGAGAUCAUUACAAUGAUGACCUUUACUAUUAUUACUUAUUUCGACCUGAUAAAGAAUUAAAUCAAAAAAAUAAUAGUACUAAUAAUAACCCAGGAUUUAAUAGUCAAUCUAAUAUUCAAAAGAGUUACAAAUAUAAUCCGAAAAGUUACGGUAAUGACGGAUACAAUAUAGAAACCUCUAAAAACCUAGAUCCUAAAAAAAUUGAAAAAAAAUUGACCAAAUACGAAGAAAUUAACAAAUACUACAAAGAGCAAGAAAAAAGCAAGAUAAUGAGAGAAACUAAACAAUCAAAAGGAAAACGAAGGCAGAGUCAAAAAUCACCAAAAUUUUUACAUGAUUCAACAAAUAAUUAUGAUAAGGAGGUAGCCGACAUAAACUACAAAAAUUAUUAUUACGUAGACCCUCAUAAAAAUAAAGUUUUUCGUCGGCACAGACCGGUAGAGCCACCUUUGACUUUCGACGAGACCAAGUUAUUAGAAUGGGAUAAAUACUUUUCGACCGUUAAUUCGCGACCUAAACAAGAUAACCGGCCUGCGCGACAAUUGACAUAUCGCUCGUUUAAUAAUAAUUAUAAUGGCAACAAUAACCCUUCUUAUUCUUAUUACCGAUCGAUUGAGAAGCCUAGAGUUGUGUCAUCGCAGCUCUACGAUAACUUUAAAAGUGGUGAAAACUUGCCCGCUAGUUUAUCACUUCCCACUGACCCCUGUUAUGACAAUAUAUCAGGGUUUCCUAAGAGAUGCCUACCAGAUCUUACAAAUGUGGCGUUUGGUAAGAAGUUUUAUUCGACUUAUUCGUGCGACUCUGAUUCUUCAUUAAACAUAGAUAUGUUGUAUUGUUACUUAAAUGCAUCUUCCGGUUUUGAUAAAAAUAAGCUGUCGCUUAAAACGGCUAAAAGGGAUUUAGACAGCUAUGAUGAAAAUGAUUCAGGAUUCGCUGAUUCAACCGAUGAAGAUGGAAAAGAUUUAUUAGAAUCGGGUUCCAUUAAAAGAAGGUCACUUAAAUUUCUCAAGCCACCCGAAGACUUGAAUUCAUAUUAUGCCCUUACUCAAUGGCUCAUCAAAAGUGAUAUACAGGUGGCUAAUGACGGUAAUUCUCAAAAUAAACAACACAAAGAUCGUAACAAUUAUUAUUACACCUAUUAUAAAGAUUGGGAACACAGAAACACCGACGUUAAACCUAAAGGUUUUGGUGAUAUAUUUGGCAACACAGACAUGCAUGACAAAGUAUGCCAUAAAUGCCAUUCCAAUGGAAGAAAUAUUAUAACCCCCGAAUCGAUUGACUACUUAACCGAUUUAAAUAAUCCCAAUAAUAGGACUUGCUGGCUUUCAGCUCCUUUGAGGAAUAAACAUACAGUCCACAAUACCGAAAAAGCGAAUGACAAAAGUGACGAGAGCGUCAAUUUAAUACUCUCGUUAAACAAAAAAUACGAGCUCACAUAUGUCAGUAUACAAUUUUGCGGAUUACUCCCAGUUGCUAUGGCAAUAUAUAAAAGCACGGAUCACCGCAAAAAUUGGAUACCAUUUCAAUAUUAUGCACAGGAUUGUGUUAAAACUUUUCAAAAGAACCCAAAAUCUCAAGUCACCAAGGCUAAUGAACAAGAGGCGCUGUGUUACGAAUACCUGAAGACUGAUAAAAAAUUUAAUAUUUUACCCCAACCAGCUAAAUUAUCGAAAAAUAGCGUAGCUUUUAAAUUAAAAGAUAAUAAUCCAUUCUACAGCCCCAAUUCAUCACAUCAUCAAACCUCAUCUAUCCCCCACGUAUCUAUAGUUGACUCAUCCUUAUACGAAUAUGGAAUUGAUAAUAGAAUCGCUUUCUCAACUUUAGAAGGUAGGCCUUCAGCUUAUGACUUUGAUUCGAGUCCCGUUUUACAGGAUUGGGUAACAGCCACCGAUAUAAAAAUAGUGCUCUACCCGCUUUCAUCUUCGAUAUUUAACAAUAAAUCUGUGUUUAAAAACCUCAUAUCAUAUAAUAAAAAUAGUUAUGAUAAUAAUAGAAUAAUAUUAUUUCCUUCUCCACUCCCACCAUUUUUACCAACCCUUCCCUUCCAUAAUAACUUGACUUCAGAUGUCACAACUGCUGAUUUGUUUUCCGCUCGAUACUUUGCCAAAGAGUCAAAUUCUAUAGAAAGGCGACACAUUUACAAUUACGAUGCGUACAAGCAAGAGCAGUUUAAUGAAUUACCUUCUAGAGGGUUGGGAACUGUAUCUAUUAAUCCUGUUUUACCUAUUAUUAAUACUAAUCUCUCCGAAAAUAAUAAUCUUAUCAGCUCACAAAUAAAUAAUCCCAACGUGUCUAUUUUCACACCAUCAAUCCAAUGGUCCCACAACUAUGUCUACCGCCCAAAUCCUUCUAUAAAAGUUAUAGAAAAUAGUAAUAUUCAAAAAAUCAAAAGUGAUCACCUUGAAACAGGUGACCAAAUCUAUGACUACACUGGUGAUUAUUUUUUCGGUAUAUCUGACAUAUCCGUGGGUGGAAGAUGUAAAUGCAAUGGCCACGGUUCCAAAUGCGUUCGCAACUCAGAAAACAGAAUGGUUUGCGAUUGCAAGCAUAACACUGACGGAAACGAGUGCGAAAAAUGCAAAAAAUUUUACUACGACCGACCAUGGGCCAGAGCUACCGAUAAGGACGUCAACGAAUGCUUACCUUGCAAGUGUAAUUUACAUGCCAAGAGAUGCCAAUUUAACAUGGAGCUUUACAAAUUGUCUGGGGGUAAAAGCGGAGGAGUCUGCAUAGGAUGUAGGCAUAGUACCGCUGGUCGACAUUGUCAUUACUGCAAAGAAGGUUAUUAUAGAGAUCCAACCAAACACAUUACUCAUAGAAAAGCUUGUAAAGCUUGCGAUUGUCACCCAGUAGGAGCCUCGGGUAAGACAUGUAAUCAAACCACUGGACAGUGCCCUUGUAAAGAUGGGGUAACAGGAAUAACUUGCAACAGAUGUAGCAAGGGUUAUCAACAAAGUCGUUCCCCUAUUGCCCCCUGUGUCAAAAUCCCUCAAUUUGAUUCAAGAUACGAUAGUGAUAGAGAUUAUAACACUGAUUCUUAUUCUUGCAAAGAAUGCAAGGCUUCCAAUAUGAAAGUGAAUCAAAAGAAAUUUUGUCGCAAAGAUUUUGCAAUUCAAGCGAGAAUAUUAUCUAGAGAAUCAAUAGGUCCUUGGAUAAGAUACACGGUAUAUUUGAUGAAGAUAUUCAAAGGAAGGGCUUUUAAGCUUAAACAAAAGGAAGAAUAUCUUUGGAUCAAAGAAAAGCACGUAACUUGCAAGUGUAGGCGUUUAAAGUUAGGAGAAAAAUAUCUUCUGUUAGGACAUGUUUCAAGAAAUUCUGAACGUCCUGGACUCGUCAUUAACAAGAGAGGUAUCGUUAUUUUAUGGAAAGAAGAUUGGAGAACACGCAUGCGUCAUCUUAAGAGAAGAGAAAGAAUUUCUAAAAGUUGCUGAGAUUAAAUACUAUCUAGAUUAUUGAC